AUGACAGUGUUGCUUCAUUACCGUCGGUUCAUGGGAGACCCAAAAACCACCUCCACCGCCAUCAUUGCAAUAGAUUCCUCAGGUCCACCGCCCCCUCCGCCACCGCCGCCACAAGCCCCGUCGCUAUUGCAAUCCACCUCCCUCGUUCCCCCAUCCAAGAGAAAGAAGAACAAAACCAAAGUCUUCCGAGUUUUCCGAUCGGUUUUCCGAUCAUUCCCCAUCAUAACUCCGGCAUGCAAGAUCCCCCCUCUACCCUCCGGGAUAACAGAAACGCUCCGAACGCCGUCGGGGAGCCGCGUGACCGGGACGCUCUUCGGGUACCGAAAAGGGCGCGUGAGCUUAUCGAUGCAAGAGACUCCACGGAGUUUCCCCAGCAUGGUGAUCGAGCUAGCCAUGCAGACCAACGUGCUGCAGAGGGAGAUGAGCUCGGGGAUGGUUAGGAUCGCGCUUGAGUGCGAGAAGAGAACCGACAAGGCCGACAAGACCAAGCUCAUGGAGGAGCCGUUAUGGUCCAUGUUUUGUAACGGUAAGAAAACUGGGUAUGGCGUUAAAAGGGCAGCCUCCGGUGAAGAUCUUAAAGUUAUGGAGAUUCUCCGGCCGGUGUCCAUGGGUGCCGGAGUGUUGCCGGGAAACUCUGACGUGGAGGGCCCCGAUGGUGAGAUGGCAUACAUGAGGGCCCACUUUGAACGGGUGGUGGGGUCCAGGGAUUCGGAGACGUUUUACAUGUUGAGCCCGGAGGAAAAUAAUGGGCCGGAGCUUAGUAUCUUUUUUGUAAGAAUUUAA
Molecule: messenger RNA, 783 nt
Organism: Cucurbita pepo subsp. pepo (vegetable marrow)
Lineage: Eukaryota; Viridiplantae; Streptophyta; Magnoliopsida; Cucurbitales; Cucurbitaceae
Product: MIZU-KUSSEI-like protein (Protein of unknown function, DUF617)
Biological process (GO): hydrotropism
Source: RefSeq, a predicted model, not a curated record